AUGUUCUUCGGAUCAAAAUACGUUUACAAAUACGAACAUUCAUCUGAUGAAUCAAUAUCUGAUGAUGAUGAAAUUGAAAUAGCUCCUGUUAAGAGCAAUAUUAAUGAACUAAGAAGUUCAGAUCGGAAAGAGAUCAAUGAACGAGAAUCACCAGCUGCUCCUCCUAUUCCUGCAGCGGCUGCUGCUUCUACUACUUAUGGGUCUUCUACUAAUGCUCAACGGAAGAAGCGUUUACGAAAAGCUGAUACAAAUGUAGUUAGCGUCAAAUUCGAUCGAUUACUUCAACCCGGCGAAAUGCAUGCUGGUGAUCCCGUAUAUUGUGCUGAUUGUGGUGCUAUUGCUUCGCACUUAAGUAAAAUUCAACAUGUAGAAAAUGAAGAAUCAAAAUGGCAAUGUGAAUUUUGUCCGAAGUCAAAUAUAGUCGAUAUUGAACAAACUGAUUUACCUAAAAAAGAGGAUUCAACAUAUUUAAUUUCGCCAGCGCCUGUUGUCCAUGGUUCAGAUAUGACUGGUGUCGAUGACUCAAUUGUUAUGUUCUUAAUUGAUAUUAGUGGCUCAAUGUCAUCGACCACAUUAGUGCAAGGCAGACUUGAUUUGCCUAAUGUACGUCAACAACAACAACGUGCCGCAGCAAAUUUUGAUGGUGCACGUAUGAUGCGAGAGCGUCAUCAAACCUAUGUAUCACGUUUGCAAGGAGUGCAAAUGGCUGUUGAUGCUAAUUUAGAUAAACUUGUUAAAGAUACACCAACGAGACGUGCUGCUUUAUUAACAUUCAAUCAUGAAAUUACUUAUUAUGGUGAUGGUACACGAACUGAACCGUUAGUUAUACGUGGUGAUAAAUUAAAUAGUGCUGAUGACUUACUGCGUGAAGCUGGACGUGAAUUAGAUAAGGAAUUAAAGCCUGUUUCUGAAACAAAAGCAAAACUAACUGAACGAAUUUAUGAUCUCGAAGAGGGUGGCCAAACAGCACUUGGUCCUUCUGUGAUGUUUGCACUUAAUAUUGCAUCACAACGACAAGGAUCAAAACUUGUUAUUUGCACUGAUGGCUUAGCAAAUCGAGGUUUGGGAAGUUUGGAAACGGCACAAGAUGAGAAAGCUGAAGAAGCUGCUAAAAUGGAAGCUCUUACUGAAGGAAAUCGAUUCUAUGCUGGAUUAACCGAACGUGCAAGAGAAAAAGGUGUUAGCAUUUCGGUCAUUACUAUUUCAGGUACUGCUUGUUUACUUCCUGUCAUUGGACAAAUGGCUGAUGGUACUAGUGGCAGUGUGACAAUUGUUGAUUUAUUAAAUAUUCGUGAUGAAUUUGCAUCAAUACUUGAACAAAAAGUAAUAGCAUCGAAUGUUGAAGCAACAUUAAUUGUUCAUCGGGGUUUAUACAUACGUGAUCCUGAGAAUCCCGAUGGCAAACUUGAAAAAAUAAAACGCAAUGUGGGCAAUGUAACAAAACAAACUGAAGUAUCAUUUGAAUUUGGUAUUCGAAAGAAGGAAGAACUGAAAGAGAAAUAUAACAUUGAUAUUGAUCAGUUAAAAGAAUUACCAUUUCAAGUACAAGUUAUUUACACGGCUGCUGACGGCAGCAAAGCAUUGCGUGUAUUAACACAAGUCAAAGAAGCAACAGAGAGACGAGAAAUAGCUGAAGUACAUGCUUAUCGUGGUGUUAUUGCUGAAAAUCACAUCCGAAGUACAGCUACAUAUAUGAUGCAAGGAGAUGAUGACGAGGACGAAGACGAUGCAGAACGUAUAAGUUCCAAAUGGUCAAAACCUAUAAUGCAAAAACAACGUAUGGCUUAUAUGGAAAAUUUGAAACAUAGAAAACGCGUCGAGCGAGUUGAUGAUGCUGAUGGAUUUAAUGAAAGACGUUGGAAGAAAACAAGUGAUCAAUUAAAUUCUUAUGUCGUUGCAUCGAAAGCAAAAAGAACUCCUAUAUCCAAAGCAUCACCACAAUCAGGUGAAAAUCCGUCUCUAUUAGGUCGAAUAUCACGUCUCAUCACUGGUGGAGCUACUGGAGCAUCAUCAACUAGUGGGGCUGCCGCUACUGCAGCACCAGAAGGUGCUUCAAACCGAAGUUACGGUUUCGCAACAAAAAAACUUGCUCUUUAUACUGAUAAAAAUUCCGAAGAUCUUUAUAAGUUCAAGAAUUUAUCAUCAGAUUAUAUGUGUUCAGAAACUACAAGACGCGAAGAAGAAGAAGAUGAUGAAGAAGAUGCUGAAAGAAACACUCGUUCAUCUCGAGUUGAUAAAAAAAAAGAUGAUAAAGAGAAAUCAGAAUCACCUUAA
Molecule: messenger RNA, 2274 nt
Organism: Rotaria socialis
Lineage: Eukaryota; Metazoa; Rotifera; Eurotatoria; Philodinida; Philodinidae
Source: the annotation of a GenBank genome assembly